AUUUGAACAAUAACGUUUUUUAAAUAGGAAAAGAGCGUUAUGGACCAAUUACUCACCGGAAUACGUUACUUGGACAUAAGACCGUGUAUUGUUGGUAAUAAAUACUGGGUUUGUCAUGGAACUUUCGCUAUGCAGCCUCUCGACGAAAUCAUUACAAACAUUAAAGAUUUUUUGGACAACACUAUGGAAAUUGUUAUCAUCAACUUUAAAGAAUUUCCUCAAGGAUUUGAAACAUUUGAAAGUCACUCAAACUUUCUGAAUUACAUUCUUGACGAAUUUGAAGGAUAUUUUCUAGAAACGUUCCAAGCUCAUCAAAAGACUUUGGGUGAAAUUUGGAAAUCCAACAAAAGACUUAUUUUUAGUUACGUUUUUGAAUUCGAAGGUGUAAUUUAUAGAUUCUGGACAUCUGUAUAUCAGCUAUGGGGUGAUGUCAAAAACGUUGAAGAACUUGAGAGUUUUGUUAAUGAAUCUGAAAGCUCUGCCAAACUUGAAUCAAACCGUGAAUUUUCCAAAACGAACCUAAGAGCAGUGAUGGCCGAAAUAACAUUGGAUUCUUCAAUGAUAUUAGUAGAUGCUGCGCUUUCAUAUUUUGGACGCGGCAGAAAAUCACUACGCGAGCUAGCUGUUCAAACUGGACCUCUGGUGACGAUGUGGUACAAAAAGAGACACUUCAAAACGGCAAAUAUUGUAGCCGUGGACUUUAUCGAUGCUACUGGAAUCAUCGAAGUUGCCAUUUGGAGCAACAUUUACCGAGCUAAGUGCGAUAUGUCAAAUUAG
Messenger RNA from Cotesia glomerata, 777 nucleotides. RefSeq lists its product as uncharacterized. Gene Ontology annotation, molecular function: phosphoric diester hydrolase activity. The coding region runs from base 40 to 777 and encodes 245 amino acids. The transcript is spliced from 3 exons. Gene Ontology annotation, biological process: lipid metabolic process. NCBI's taxonomy places the organism in Eukaryota, Metazoa, Arthropoda, Insecta, Hymenoptera, Braconidae. The record is from RefSeq and is a predicted model, not a curated record.